Molecule: messenger RNA, 543 nt
Organism: Caenorhabditis angaria
Lineage: Eukaryota; Metazoa; Nematoda; Chromadorea; Rhabditida; Rhabditidae
Source: the annotation of a GenBank genome assembly
AUGGCCGCGCAAGCUCUUCCAGUUCUUCAAAAAUUGUUCGAAGACUAUCAAAAAACCACUCCACAAAAGCUGAAAAUCAUCGAUGCUUAUAUGACAUACAUUCUUUUCACCGGAAUUUUCCAAUUUGUUUAUUGCGUUUUGGUCGGAACAUUCCCAUUCAAUUCAUUCCUCUCUGGUUUUAUCUCAACUGUUACAUCGUUUGUUUUAGCUUGUGAGUUUUUUUUUAAAUGGAAAGUUGAUUUUGAUUCACCAAUCAAUCUUCUGAACUUUGGAUAUGAGUUAUGACGUAGCAAAAAUUGUGAACUUUAUAAUUCAUAUUCAUUGUUGAUCUAUGAGAAUCGUUAUCAGCCUCUCAAAAUCCACUUCUGGAAAAUCUUUAUAUUUUCUCUCAUAAAUCCUUUAAACCUUUCAGCUUGCCUUCGAAUGCAAGUCAAUCCCGAAAAUCGCACCGAAUUCAAGCAAGUUUCACCAGAAAGAGCAUUUGCCGACUUCAUUUUCGCUAACUUGGUUCUCCACUUGGUCGUCACCAAUUUCUUGGGCUAA